AUGAACGGCAGCGGUGCCAACGGCGGCGGUGAUGGCAGCGCGCCCGCAGGGACCGAGUACACGCUGCAGGGUGUGAUGCGCUUCCUCCAGCUCGAAUGGCACAACCACGAGCGCGCCCGGAAUGCCUGGGACAUUGAGCGCGCCGAGAUGAAGGCCAAGAUUGCAAAGCAGGAGGGCGAGGUGCGCAGUGCGAAGAAGCUCAACGACCAGCUCAACAAGCACAUCCGCAUGCUCGAGCUGGCCCUCACCAACGAGCGCAAGAAAAAGGCCGACGCCGCCGCCGCCGCCGACGACAAGACAGACCCCAAGGGCAAGAAGAGCGCCCCGGGCCCGACCAAGCCCCAGCACACAAAGCACAACUCGUUCCUCGACGUCGACUCCGACUUCCUCGACCGCUCCGACGCCGACCGCGACAGCCUGCGCGAAAAGUCGAAGCUCUACCUCACCAAGUGCGUCGAGGAAAUCACCUAUCUCCUUACCCCUCCGCCGCAGCCGCAGCCGCCCCAGGGCCUGCAGGGCCUCGCAAACGGCACCGGCUUCCUGAACCAUGGCGACGCCUCCAUGGAAGACUUGUACCUGCAGCAGCACCGCCAGAGGAUGCAGCCGCACCUCCCCACCCUGCCCGGCACCACCAUGCCCAACCACCAGCCCAACCACCAGCCCCCCAACAUGCCCGUGACCUCGGAGCUGCAGAACUUGGCCGCCCAGCACCAGAUCCACCAUGCCCCGCAGAUGGCUCGCGAGCCGUCGCAGCAGCAGCCGCUGUCCCAGAACCCCAACAUGACGCAAGAACUCCUUGCACAGCAGCAGCGUCCCCUCCAAACCCAGCAGCACUAUUCGUCGGUCCCCGAGGAGCAGGUGGAAAAGGUCACGCACUCUUUUGACAACGAAGGCCGGCAAAUACAAGUGCAAGAGGAAGAAGUAGCGGCAGCGGCAGCGGCAGCAGCAGCAGCCUCGAACCAGGCGGCUGCCCAAGAGAAAGAGUCGGACGAUUGGAUUUUUGACCCUGCAUCCGAAGCAGCCCAGGAAGGCCCGCCGCGGAGACCAGACACGGAAGAGUUCCCGCCCGCAAACAGCAUACCUGCAAAAUCCCCGCCGCGGCCGGCUAAGAGGACAAGCAAAGACCAUACCAGGCGGCUGAGCAGCGACCAGAAAGCCCAACAAGCCGCCGCUCAGACGUUGUCAAAGACAGAUCCGCAGAGUUUCAAGGUCCGCUUCGCCCUUCGCGGUCAUCUGGACGUAGUACGGUCUGUCAUCUUCACAGGAGGUGGAAGUCCCAGUGAGCCAGAGAUUUGCACAGCAGGCGACGACGGCAUGAUCAAGAGGUGGAUGAUACCCGCCAGCUACGCAAGCCAGCACAGCAUGAACAACGACCUCGACAUCCAGCCCUUCUGGUCGCACAGAGGCCAUGAGGGCGCCGUGACAUGCCUGGCGGCUUGCCCAGCUUCGGCUCACUUUGCAACGGGCGGUAGGGUCUCUGGCGACGGCUGGAUAUUUUCAGGUGGUCAAGAUGCCACAGUCCGCGUUUGGGAACGAGGCCGCGUCGACCCAAAGGCUACUCUCGAAGGCCACACCGAUGCCGUGUGGACUGUGUGCGUCCUGCCCACUACUUGCGCCAACGUCUUCAAGGCCGACUGCAGCAAAUAUGGCGGUCCAGACCGAGUGAUACUGGCGUCCGGCUCUGCAGACGGGACCAUCAAGAUUUGGGCCGUCAGCGCACCGCCGCAAUUGGUGUCGCCUCAGACUGGAUCGCGUCGCGGUGUUGGUGGCAGUCGACGACACUCGGUCACCUCUGGCUCGAACCACCCCUCAUCACCUCAACCCAGCAUCGCCACCACCACUCCAUUCCAUUACAUGCUCAUACACACGAUUGAGCGUGCCACGCACCCCUCGCCUACCUGCAUCAGCCCGCUCUCUCCCACUGGCGAGAAUUUUGUUGUUUCCUUUACCGAUGCAUCCAUACUAGUAUACGACACAAGAACGGGCGAGGAGCUGAUUGGCAUGGCCAGUAAUGAGUCGUACGACGGCACCCCGGCGACUGGCAUCACCUCGGUCGUGACCAGCUCCCAGCUCCUGGACGGUGCAUCGCAAGAGGCAGGCCGAGGCGGGUCUGACGAAGAGGGAAUACACGGUCCAACUGGAUCCAACAGCAGCGGUGGCCUCGAGGGCGUCAUCAUAAGUGGGCACGAAGAUCACCUCAUCAGGUUCUUCGAUGCCAACUCUGGUCAAUGUACAUAUAGCAUGCUGGCCCACCCUGCUGCCAUCUCUUCCCUUUCUCUCAGCAAAGAUGGCCGUGAAGCAGUCUCUGCCGGUCACGACGCUUCCAUCCGCUUUUGGUCACUUGACAAGCGCAUCUGUACACAAGAAAUCACAGCGCAUCGCAUCAUGCGCGGCGAGGGCGUCUGUAGUGUCGUCUGGAGCCAGGACGGCCGUCUCGUUGUCUCGGCAGGUGGUGAUGGUAUAGUAAAGGUCUUUGCAAGAUAG
Messenger RNA from Exserohilum turcica Et28A, 2484 nucleotides. RefSeq lists its product as uncharacterized. Lineage: Eukaryota; Fungi; Ascomycota; Dothideomycetes; Pleosporales; Pleosporaceae. The record is from RefSeq and is a predicted model, not a curated record. Gene Ontology annotation, molecular function: protein binding. Bases 1 to 2484 code for a protein of 827 amino acids. The transcript has 4 exons.